GUUGGGGCGGGUUUGGCGAGGCGUGUGGAGAGAACAUGGAGAACGGCUUGUGGUCAUGGAUCAAGGAUUUUGGGAGAUGGUUUCAGGGUGGGUCGACAACCAUGUCGGAGACGACCGAUGACCACCCACCAUCAUCUCGAUUUGAAGAUGUUGCUGAGAUGUUCGGCGCAUGUUGGGACUUUUUGUGUGGCUAUGAUCGCCAGCCUUGCCUCUCUAAGGAUUGAAUCCCACACACACACCCUUCU
Molecule: messenger RNA, 245 nt
Organism: Bipolaris maydis ATCC 48331
Lineage: Eukaryota; Fungi; Ascomycota; Dothideomycetes; Pleosporales; Pleosporaceae
Source: RefSeq, a predicted model, not a curated record